AAGUUACUAUGAAAGGCGUCAGAUGAUUGACUCUUUUUUAAAGACAAUAUAGGAUACUGCCCAACUCCCCUGGGGUCAAACGGCUUGGGUUAGGGUGUGCUGAUGCUCAUUACGCGGAGGCUUUCCUGCCAUGGCAACCUUCCAGUCAGCAGGUCAGGCCGAGAUCAUCAGAAGCAGUCAGAAAGAUGAAGUUUAUCAGACACAGCUGAGAGGCAGUAUCCAUGAUGUCGUCCAGUCACUAAUAGGUGCAAGAUUUUGGGUGAGAUGGAGAAAGGAGCUGGAUGUUGUCUCUGAUGUGUUGUACUUUGGACUAACCACAGUAGCAGGCUUUCAAACCCUUGGUGAAGAGUAUGUGAAUAUACUUCAAGUGGAUAAUACAAGGAGAGCCAUUCCAUCGCUGCAGAGACGUAUAGCUCUAGUAGCUCUUCACAUUGGUGCCCCCUAUCUCCUGGACAAGACCCUGACCAGGCUCUCCUACCACCUUGAAGCAGGCUACAGGAUACCCAACCUCUCUGAUGAUGUCAACAACCGGCUACGUCUUUGGAUGCCCUCCGUCAGGCGUGCAUUGACCUUCGUUAACCGUAUCCACAUGGCUGUUUUCUACCUACGAGGGCUGUUCUAUCACAUCGCUAAGAGAUUUUCUGGAGUGCAAUAUCUCCAAGUCAGGAGGAGUGCAGUAUCCCAGGCCCUGCAGAAAAGCUUUCACUUCCUUGGCUGGUUAUCAGGUAUUCAGCUGGGUGUCAGUCUGCUAUGGCAUGCAUUGCAGCUCAGAAAUAUGAUGAUCCAUCAGUCUGCCGAUGAAGCUGAGGAAGAAGACAGAAAUCCUGCCAAUGAUGCGCAGGUUGUUGACCCAAGAUGGCGCUGUUCACUAUGCCUGGAACGUCGUAAGAACACUACAUGCCCUCCCUGUGGUCAUCUAUACUGCUGGCAGUGUAUCAUGGAGUGGUGUCGAACAAAGCCAGAGUGUCCAAUAUGCAGAGAUGGCUUCCAUGCGUCGAGACUCGUCCGUCUUCAGAACUAUGACAAGAGAUGACAGGAAAUCUUGGAAGAUUUAGCCGACCAGCAUUCCAUGAUCAUUGCCAAAAUAUCAAGCUAAGAUUGGUUUUAUGUGCCAAACUUCAUCAGUACAAAUGCAGUAUUAUGCUUUAAUAUUUUUAUUUUAAUACUGGGAUUUGUUAAGGGGGUGGAAGUGAUGGGGGGGGGGGUGACAGAGAGCUAUUCUCUUUUAGUAUGUACCGCAAGUUCCAAUGUGCAAAAUGGGCAAUAACGUCAGUGUUGACCGUUUGGUGUGGUGUUAAUUCAAUUUGUAUAUUACUAUAACACCAAACAAAUGAAGAUGGUCGUGAAAUCUCACUCACUAGGUGUUGAGCUGUCGUAUUAUAAUCUGAACAGGUUCUGGAGCUAGGAAAUGCAAGCCAAAUUGUGCUAGAUCAAGCACCAACACUGGACUUGAAAUCUGUUAUUUUAUGAUUUCAUUCAUGACUAUUUACUAGAAUGCAUCCCCACUGCAUGUUCUGGGUCCCCUUUGCAGAAUGAUUUGUAAUCACAAAAUCAAUCACAAAUUUUCAACCAAUCAAAAGUUUGCAUGUGGGACUUGUGCUUAAUUUUCGAGUUGGGAGUUUAUACGCAAUUCUUUCUGAAAUGGGUGACGUAUAACAGUGUGAUGAUGGGUCUUACACCACAUUCAUUGAUGAAUUUAAUAGACUUUUUACGUCAC
Messenger RNA from Lytechinus variegatus (green sea urchin), 1717 nucleotides. RefSeq names its product peroxisome biogenesis factor 10-like. Gene Ontology annotation, molecular function: zinc ion binding. The record is from RefSeq and is a predicted model, not a curated record. Lineage: Eukaryota; Metazoa; Echinodermata; Echinoidea; Temnopleuroida; Toxopneustidae. Bases 131 to 1033 code for a protein of 300 amino acids. Gene Ontology annotation, biological process: protein import into peroxisome matrix. Gene Ontology annotation, cellular component: peroxisomal membrane. The transcript has 9 exons.